Messenger RNA from Mercurialis annua (annual mercury), 441 nucleotides. RefSeq names its product S-protein homolog 5-like. NCBI's taxonomy places the organism in Eukaryota, Viridiplantae, Streptophyta, Magnoliopsida, Malpighiales, Euphorbiaceae. The transcript has 2 exons. Bases 1 to 441 code for a protein of 146 amino acids. The record is from RefSeq and is a predicted model, not a curated record.
AUGAUACUGAGUAAUUUUAAACAAUCAAUUUUGGUUCUAUGUCUCCUAGCGUCGGUGAUCGUAUCCGAAGCCAGACAUCACGUUCAUAUCAGAAACGACAUUGGUGCAAAUAUAGACCUAACCGUGCACUGCAAGUCCAAAAACGACGACCUAGGCUACCACUUACUUCAUCCCCAAGAAAUUUUUGAGUUUUCAUUUAAACCUAAUAUUUGGGGAAGUACGUUGUUUUUUUGUAGUUUUGCAUGGGCAGAUCAGUUCAAAUAUUUUACUAUUUUUAAAGGGGGCUUUUAUACUAGUUUUUGCCAAGAUUGUUUCUGGAUGGUACAUGUUGACGGGCUGUGCUUGCUCAAGGAGAAUUCCGGUGCGCCUGGUGCAUGUUUAAAGUGGGACAAUUCAUUAAUUUUAACUCUUCAAGUUGAAGUGAACUUGAUGGAAUCCUAA